Molecule: messenger RNA, 4061 nt
Organism: Cyprinodon tularosa
Lineage: Eukaryota; Metazoa; Chordata; Actinopteri; Cyprinodontiformes; Cyprinodontidae
Product: sorting nexin-14-like
Exons: 30
Coding region: 304-3279 (991 amino acids)
Biological process (GO): autophagosome maturation
Cellular component (GO): late endosome
Molecular function (GO): phosphatidylinositol-3,5-bisphosphate binding
Source: RefSeq, a predicted model, not a curated record
CGCGUCUCCAGUGUUGACAAGCAGGCAGGCAGACCCUCUAUGGAGCCGACAGCCAUUAGCCAGACCCCGACCCUCUGAGGCUUCCCGGCGAUCCACGCCUGCGCCGAUCCUCCCGUCUUUCUGUCAUUUUUCUGCAGAAUCAUCCUCUGCUGCAUCGCAGCUGAACAUCCACCGCAUCCUCAGCCGUAAACUGGCUGUAAAUGCAGGACAAACCUGCAGCAUAACGCUAUAUUUUCAAUAAUCGGGGUCGCUGCAGCUCAGCUGAGUGUGACGUCAUUUUUUUGGUUUGUUUUUCAUAGCGAUAUGAAGAUGGGGAGCAUCAGGGCAUUUUUGCGGCUGACCAGGCGCGGCAUGAAGCUGGAGCGGCUCAGAGAGCUCGGUAGGCAGUACCCCGUCUUCUGUUUCCUGCUGCUGCUCCUGCUGCUUUCCACUCUGCUUUUAAAUAGAUAUAUCCACAUAAUCAUGGUGUUUUGGUCCUUCCUGGCCGGGGCGGUCACCUUUUACUGCUCACUGGGGCCUGAGUCUCUGCUGCCAAACGUCUUGGUGUCCAUUAAACCAAAGGCGAAGUCCUUCCAGCAGGAGCUGUUUCCCCUCGGCCACAGCUGUGCUGUUUGUGGAAAGAUUAAAUGUAAAAGACACAGACCAACUUUGUUACUGGAAAACUAUCAACCUUGGCUUGACCUGAAAAUACCCUCUAAGGUGGACGCUUCCCUGUCGGAGAUCCUGGAACUUGUCUUAGAAAAUUUUGUAUAUCCUUGGUACAGGGAUAUCACGGAUGACGAGUCUUUUGUUGACGAGCUGAGGGUGACUUUACGCUUCUUUGCAGCUGUUUUGGUCCGCCGAACUCAAAAAGUGGACGUUGCUUCACUCAUCACCCAAAAGCUUCUUAAAGUUUCCAUGAAACACAUUGAAAUUAUCAGCAAAGCCAGACAGAAAGUAAAAAACACAGAGUAUUUCCAACAAGCUGCCCUGGAUGAGUACGGUCCUGAUCUCCACGUGGCGCUCCGUAGUCGCAGAGACGAGCUUCUCUACCUCCGGAAGCUGACUGAGAACCUCUUCCCUUACAUCCUGCCGCCCAAGGCCACAGACUGCCGAUCUCUAGCUCUCCUGAUUAGAGAAGUCUUGGCCGGUUCCGUCUUUCUUCCUUCGAUGGACUAUUUGGCUGAUCCAGACACAGUGAAUCAUUUAAUUUUGAUAUUCAUUGACAACUCCCCUCCCGAAGAAGCAACAGAGCCAACUUCAACACUUGUUCCAUUUUUACACAAGUAUUCUGAUUCUCGCAACAAAAAGCCUUCAGUGCUCAAGCUGGAGUUAAAGGAAAUCCGAGAACAACAAGACCUCCUCUUUCGCUUCAUGAACUUCCUCAAACAAGAAGGAGCUGUGCACGUGCUCCAGUUCUGUCUCGCAGUUGAGGAAUUCAAUGAUAGGAUUCUUUGCCCCGAGCUUUCGGACUCGGAGAAGAUGAUGCUGCAUGAAGAGGUGAAGAAGAUCUAUGAGACUUACUGCUUGGAUGAGAGCGUCGACAAGAUCCGCUUCGACCCUUUUAUAGUGGACGAGAUCCGCAACAUUGCAGAGGGCCCGUUUACAGAAGUGGUGAAACUGCAGACCAUGAGGUGUUUGUUUGAAGCCUAUGAGCAUGUGCUGUCCCUCCUGGAAAAUGUUUUCACCCCCAUGUUCUGUCACAGCGACGAGUAUUUUCGGCAGCUUCUGAGGGGGGCCGAGUCCCCGGCCAGGAACUCAAAGAUGAGCAGAAAUAGCGUCAGUUUGGAUGACAUUCGCUCCUGGGACUGGAGCCCUGAGUCCCCGUCCUCACUCUUCACCGCCUCUGGCAGCUCCUCACCUGCAUCUUUUACCUCCCUCCAUGCCCAGCCCACGUUCACAAACUUCCCAUACGGCUCGCAAUCCCACCGCCACUCAUCGCCCAAGAACACGUCAAAGAGGGGCGAGUCCUUCGGGAUCAGCCGCAUUGGCAGUAAGAUCAAAGGAGUGUUCAAAAGCACGACCAUGGAGGGCGCCAUGCUGCCGUCCUACGGGCUGGUGGAGGGAGAGGAUGAUAUGGUAGAGGAAGCCAUGAUGGUGCUUGAGGAUGACUCCCCCAUGGAGGCAGCAUCCACACCCAGCACCCCUCGAAACCUCUCAGCCUGGAACAUCACCAUCCCCUACAUCGAUUUCUACGACGACGACGUGAAGAGGGAGAGGAUUCCUGUCUUCUGUAUCGAUGUGGAGCGCAAUGACAGGAAAGCAGUGGGUCAUGACAGCGAGCACUGGUCGGUCUACAGGAGGUAUCUGGAGUUUUAUGUGCUGGAAUCAAGGCUAACUGAGUUUCAUGGUUCAUUUCCAGAUGCUCAGCUGCCCUCUAAGAGAAUAAUCGGCCCAAAGAACUAUGAGUUCCUAACAUCCAAGCGGGAGGAGUUUGAGGAAUACCUUCAGAGACUUCUGCAGCACCCUGAGCUGAGCAACAGCCAGCUGCUGGCUGACUUCCUGUCUCCUCAUAGCAUGGAGUCCCAGUUUCUGGACAAGAUGCUGCCUGAUGUGAACCUUGGGAAAAUAAUAAAGGCUGUGCCCAGCAAACUGAUCAAAGAGAAAGGGCAGCACCUGGAGCCUUUCAUCCAGUCUUUCUUCAACUCCUGUGAAUCUCCCAAACCCAAACCCAGCCGACCUGAACUCACCAUCCUGAGCCCCACGUCAGAAAACGAUAAAAAGCUCUUCAAUGAUCUUUUCAAAAACAACGCCAACCGCUCAGAGGUGACAGAGAAGAGACACAACCAGAACUACUUCAUGGAGAUGAUUACAGUCGAAGGGGUCUAUGAUUAUUUAAUGUAUGUGGGGCGGGUCGUGUUUCAUAUCCCUGACUGGUUGCAUCACUUGUUAAUGGGCGGCAGAAUCCUGUUCAAGAACACCCUGGAGGCCUAUACAGAUUAUUACCUUCAGUUUAAACUGAACCAGGUGGUCCAGGAGCACCGGCUCGUCUCACUCAUCACCCUGCUUAGAGACGCAGUUUUCUGCGAGAGCAGUCCGCCCCGCUCGGCCCAGGACAAACAAAGCCGAGCGAAGAGGACGUUUGAGGAAAUGAUGAGCUAUAUUCCAGAUUUUUUAGGGAAGUGUAUCGGAGAGGAGGCCAAGUAUGAAGGAGUUCGCCUUCUCUUUGAUGGACUGCAGCAGCCGGUUCUCAACAAACAGCUGACUUAUGUGCUGCUGGACAUCGUCAUUCAAGAAAUGUUUCCAGAACUAAACAAGCAGGUACAGAAGGAAACCCCUGUGAUGGCUUCAUGGAUGUAAAUCGGCCUGUUAUACCUUCAUCCCAAGAGGUUUUGAGUGUUGCUUCAUCACGAGCGGACAGCACCAGUGUGUCUCAGAGCGGACUGUUCAUUUUCAGCUAGAAUGAACUGAUCGCAUUCAGCUACAGGCAUCACACAGAAACCCCGCCCCCCCUAAGGCUUCUGUGACCUUCACAUUGUUUUCAGGGAUAAAAUUAAUAUUCGGAUUUUGUUCGUCAUACAACAAAAAUCCAUCAUAUUUGCCGUCAUAUUUUCUAUUUGAUGUGAUGGAACAUAUAUAAAGCAAUGAAGGCGGCAUAGAUGGGGGAUGUGGGAGGAUGCCUUUGCAGAUUUGCACUUUUAAAUUUCAACCUGUUUUCUGCUGUAAUGUGAAGAGAAAACGAACAAUGUCUCUGGUAGAAAAAACAUAAUAUUUGGAGCUGAUCUGCAGCCCGGUUUUGUUUUUCUAUUUUCUGUCCCAUCCCAGUAAAUUCUGAGCUUAACGUUUUCAAGACCAAAUUUCAUCACAGCUUGGUUUAUUUUCUUUGGGGUAAUAGUAAAGGAUCUGUUUCAGCUUAACAGUUGGACAAAAAAAACAAAUAAAUUGUUUUGAUUUAGUUUUUUUUUCUAUAAAACUGCAGAAGAGACUCUAGCAGAUAUUUUUUUUUUUCUGGAUUAGGAGGAAAUUUCAAAGAACAGAAGAUGAUCCAGACUCCGAACAGAAGAGUGAGGAAAUGCAAACCCUCCCUAAAUGUUUCUAAUAAUCCUGUAAAGUAAAUAAAUUAUUAAAUAAUUUAAAGGUCA